CUCAACAAUUAAUCUCCAAAGUUCAUUUUGGUCCUUGGCAAACAAUAUAUAGCUUAUAAAAAAAUAAAGAUGGCUAACUUCAUCGCAGAUACGAAGAAUAAGAUUCAAGAAAUGUCCGAAUACUCUGUUUCAUGUGGAAAAUCUUCUAAAGAUCCACAAAACCAAGGACCGAUGUCAAUAAUAGAUGAACCAGGACGGGUGGUGGUACUUGAACCACCACCGAUAAAUGAAGUAUUUGAACCAGCACCUAUAGAUGAACAAGGACGGGUGGUGGUACUUGAACCACCACCGAUAGAUGAACCAGGACGGGUGGUGGUACUUGAACCACCACCUAUACCAAGGACGGAUGAACAAGGAAAUGCACAAGGACAAGAAGAUGAACAAGAAGAAGGGAUCCAUGAUACAAUAGCACAAAGAGUAACAGCUCCGCGCAAACCGCCGCCACCUAACCCUAAGACUGGUUGAUAUAUAAUACAAGCCUUGGAAAUUCUAAAGAUCGUUCAUAUGAAAAAACUCGUUGGCAUGGUUGUAUACUUGUAUUCACCUAAUUUUUAUUUACCUUCCCAUUUCCGUUUAAUUAUGUUACCUUAUAUAAUUAUUAUGGAUGCUGCUGUUAUUAUUA
Nicotiana attenuata is the source of this 622-nucleotide messenger RNA. RefSeq lists its product as uncharacterized. The record is from RefSeq and is a predicted model, not a curated record. The transcript has 2 exons. NCBI's taxonomy places the organism in Eukaryota, Viridiplantae, Streptophyta, Magnoliopsida, Solanales, Solanaceae. The coding region runs from base 70 to 465 and encodes 131 amino acids.